Acaulospora colombiana is the source of this 129-nucleotide messenger RNA. The record is from the annotation of a GenBank genome assembly. NCBI's taxonomy places the organism in Eukaryota, Fungi, Glomeromycota, Glomeromycetes, Diversisporales, Acaulosporaceae.
AUGAACAAAAUAGAGUUUGCUCUAGAUCAUUCUCUGCAAGCACGGCCCCACGUGUUGGAAGAAUACGAGGGAGCUGCUGCUGCUGCCCGGCGUGAACUGCUGGGGUCGCCAGGGGAGGAUGCGACCUGA